Molecule: messenger RNA, 1692 nt
Organism: Drosophila ficusphila
Lineage: Eukaryota; Metazoa; Arthropoda; Insecta; Diptera; Drosophilidae
Gene: vig2
Product: ribosome-binding protein 1
Exons: 2
Coding region: 153-1415 (420 amino acids)
Cellular component (GO): nucleus; cytoplasm
Molecular function (GO): RNA binding
Source: RefSeq, a predicted model, not a curated record
AAUUUGCUCCGCGUUUUCGCAAUUUUAACCGAUUAUCACUCCAACUAAGCAGCCGUUGGGCCAUGUGCCAAUAAGUUGACAGCAAUAAGUUGCAACCGAAACCAAAGUAAUCCCAAAUCUGGUUUGCUUUUAAUCCAUAGACAUUUUAAAUCAUGGACAAUUCUGGAAAUAACCGCUAUGAGCUGUUGUUCAUGGACGACGAUGACUCCUCAGCGCCAGUAAAGACACAGAUUCCCGCCGUAGUCGCGCCGGCCAAGAAGGCGGAGGCGGCUCCAAAGGCCCCGAAGAGCAAGCCGGAGAAGGAGAACAAGCCGGUAGCGUCGGCCCGCAAGGCGAACAAUCCGGCGGCAAAGAAUGCAAGCCCCGUGAAGGGCGGAAAAGUGCCGGCUGGCGGGGAAUCUGGUCGCACUAGGAAUCCGGCCGCAAACGGGGCAAACAACCAAGGCAGGUUCAACAACAACAACAAUCAGCGCUACGGAAACAAGGAAUCAACUGGGGAAUUUGGCAACGAGCUGCCGCAGCGCCAUUUCAAUAAUCGUGAUAACAGGGGUCCACCACGCGCCCGCACCGGCGAGAAAUUCGGAAAGCGGGAGUUCGAUCGCCAGUCUGGAUCCGAUAAAACCGGUGUCAAGUCAAUUGAUAAGCGCGAAGGCGGUGGUGCCCACAACUGGGGCUCGCCAAAGCAGGACAUCGAGGACCUGAAGACCGGGGAGUCGUCACCGCAGGCGGAAAAAGAGGACUCUGCGAACGAGCAGUCGGCCGAUCCCGCAGCCAUCGCCGAGGAGGACGAGUCCAAGCAGAUGACCCUCGACGAGUGGAAGGCCCUGAGGGAGCAGCGUGCCAAGCCCAACUGGAACUUGCGCAAGGCCGGCGAAGGAGCCGUCGACAACGCCGAGUGGAAGAAGAUGAUCGUUCUGAGCAAGAAGAAGGAGAGCAACAGCGAGGACGAGCUGGAGUACGAUCCUUCGCUGUAUCCUCAGCGAGUGGGCCGCCUGCAGCGCAUCGUGGACAUCCAGUUUAACUUCAAUGACGGACGUAAGGGUGGAUUCCGCAAGGGACCUCGUCCAGGAGCCGGUCCUCGUGGCGAAGGAUUCCGCGGAGAGGGUGGCUACCGUAACGAUGGUCCUCGCGGAGAGGGUGGCUAUCGCAACGAUGGUCCUCGCGGGGAGGGUGGCUAUCGCAACGAUGCUCCUCGCGGAGAGGGCAACCGCAAUGAGGGACCCCGUGGAGAAGGUGGCUACCGCAACGACGGACCGCGCGGUGAGGGCUUCCGUGGUCAGCGCUUCAACAACGGUGCCAGCAACGGUUACGAGAACAGACAGGAGAACAACAACAGAUUCGGCGGGGAGAAACGACGCUCCACCCAGAAGCCCCUGAAGGUCGACGAUGAAGCUCAAUUCCCCACUCUGUGCUAGGGAGCAGAGGACAACAAUAAGGUUUAACAAUUUCACGUAUUACAUUAUUAGUAAGCAGCUCCUUCGGUUAACGAAUAACCAUUAGAUUUUCGGGCGCAAUCUAUGAAGCUUGACGACCGAUUAACAAACGAAAACAAAUCAGCCACGCUUAUCCAUAUUCCUUAGUUGUAAACAAAAAUUUUUGAAUUUUUUCACUCUCAUCAUUUACGCAUUUAAAAUAACUAUUACAAAUAGUUGGAAUGUUGAAAUAAAUUUACAUCAUUUAUAAACCAAGGAA